Populus euphratica (Euphrates poplar) is the source of this 1980-nucleotide messenger RNA. Its product is annotated as protein TIC 55, chloroplastic-like. Gene Ontology annotation, cellular component: cytoplasm; chloroplast. Gene Ontology annotation, biological process: protein targeting to chloroplast. The record is from RefSeq and is a predicted model, not a curated record. The transcript has 3 exons. Bases 153 to 1802 code for a protein of 549 amino acids. Gene Ontology annotation, molecular function: chlorophyllide a oxygenase activity; 2 iron, 2 sulfur cluster binding. NCBI's taxonomy places the organism in Eukaryota, Viridiplantae, Streptophyta, Magnoliopsida, Malpighiales, Salicaceae.
GAUGUGUGGUCAGGAAUGGACAAACAUUUUGCAAGGCAAUGACUAACUGACCCACUUAACUUGCUGUCCAAAUAUCAAUAUCCUCCUCUUCUCCACAGGCUCCACUCGUGGAUUUUUCUACAGGCCUCUCUUUCUCUCCUCCUUUCUCCUCCAUGGCAUUAUCACUGCACCUAUCUCUCUCCCACAAAAAUUUCUCGAACCCCUUUGCUUCCUUCUCCCCCACCACUAAACUACCGACAACAAUACACAUAAACAGCCACCUGCUUAAAUCAAUACACUCAAAGCCUUACCACAUACAAAAGUGUCAUGCAGUUGCAGAUGCCCCAACGGCCAUUCCUCCUUCACUUGAUGCAGAAGAUGAUGCUCAUGGGGUUCUUAUCGGUCCCUCUAGUGAGGAGGAAAGGAGAGAGGAUGGGGCGGUGGUAGACUAUAAUUGGACAGAAGAGUGGUAUCCGCUUUACCUCACCAAGGAUGUGCCAGAUGAUGCACCACUAGGUCUUAAUGUCUUUGAUAAGCAGUUAGUUUUGUAUAAAGAUGGCCAAGGUGAGCUGCGAUGUCACGAAGAUCGGUGCCCUCACAGGUUGGCGAAACUAUCAGAAGGUCAGUUGAUCGACGGAAGACUUGAAUGUCUAUACCAUGGUUGGCAGUUUGAAGGGGAGGGAAAAUGUGUAAAAAUACCUCAGCUUCCUGCAAAUGCUAAAAUUCCUCAGUCAGCUUGUGUUAAGACAUAUGAGGUGAAGGAAUCACAAGGAGUUGUUUGGGUAUGGAUGUCACUAAAGACACCACCAAACUUUAAGAAGGUUCCCUGGUUUGAGAACUUUGCCAGGCCAGGAUUUCAAGAUACCUCAACCAUUCAUGAGCUUCCAUAUGAUCACUCCAUACUGCUUGAAAACCUCAUGGAUCCGGCACACAUUCCAAUCUCACAUGAUAGGACAGACUGGACUGCCAAAAGGGAGGAUGCCCAGGCACUGCGAUUUGAGGUGACUGAACGCACCCAUCGAGGUUUUGCAGGGAGGUGGGGCAAGGAAAAGGAUCAAAAACUGCUAAGCUUCUUACGGUUUCAAGCUCCGUGUGUUCUAUCCAACGACAUAGAAUUUGCAGAUGAGAAGGGGGUGACACAGUACUUCACUGGCCUUUUUCUUUGCAGACCAACCGGACAAGGAAAAUCCAUGAUCAUUGUCAGGUUUGGAGCAACAAAAAGACCUCAAAUGGCAAAGGUGAUCCCUAAAUGGUACUUCCAUCAAAAUGCGUGCAAAAUCUUUGAGCAAGACAUGGGAUUUCUGUCAUCACAGAAUGAAGUUUUAAUGAAAGAAAAGGUUCCAACAAAGGAAUUGUACAUUAAUUUGAAGUCAUCAGAUACAUGGGUAGCUGAAUACAGGAAAUGGAUGGACAAAGUUGGACAUGGAAUGCCUUAUUAUUUUGGCCACAACACCAUUUCUUUGCCAGAAGUACCUGCUGUUGUAGAACAUGCACCAGCUGGUCUUGUUGCUGGAGUUUCAGCUUCUUCACCAGCAAAAGGUGGGAUUGGAACAAUGCACGCACCCAAUGUGAACAACCGAUAUUUCAGACACGUAAUUCAUUGCAAGGGAUGCACUAGUGUAGUAAAAAAUUUCCAAGCUUGGAAAAAUGCCCUCUCUGCAAUUUCUGUUGCAUUGACUGCAUUGGCCAUUCUAGCAUCUGGUAGGCAAUGGAAGACCUUUCUCUUAGUAUCAGCAAGUCUGUGCUUAGCUGGAGUUUAUGCAUGCUCAACUGCAAUUGCAAUGAACACAACAAACUUCAUAAGAACACACAGGAGAUUGUAAGCGAAAAAGAUAGUCAUAGCACCUCUUGUAAGUUCAUAUAAUUUCAGGUCAGGAAGAUACAAGGAAGUAUCAUUGUAUCAAUUCUCUAUCCAUGAUCUCAAGAUUUUUUCUUGGACUCUUCCUUUUAUAGGCACCUAUCAUGCUUUUUCAAUUAAUGAGAAGGGAUGCUUUUCUGUAA